GGCGUGAUUGACUGCCUGGAUCGCCGUGGUGUUGUAGCUGAGCUAGGAUGAAUCCCUUGUUCGCUCGUUCUUGGCCCGAAAUAUCCUUUCCUUUCUCCUCUCAAAUCGAAUCCCUGCCUGCGUGAGGAAGGAAUCGACUGAUUGAUUGGUCUUGCGGUGUGUUUCUUGGGAGAAUGGUUUGAUGUGAAGCGAAUUUAUUUCGUGUGCUUGAGCCUGAGCUGGGGAGGGAGCUCCCCCCUUUUCCUCUCUUCUAUGCUAUCUCUCUCACUCACAUACUGGAGUGUGGUGUUGUACAGGGAGCCGAAUUUAUGAUUGACAAUUGAUUCACUGACUGGAAAGGGGGGAGCUUUCACACAAUUCCCUGGGCAGUGAGAGCUCCGGACAGGUCUGAAGCGAGAAUUUUAUGGAAGACAGGGACUUGUAGAGGCGGCUUUUCUGUUGAUCAUCGCGAUAAGGUGAUUGACUUUGGGUAGGAAUGAUAUCUGGCGCUGCAACGUUAUGAGUGGUAGUACUCAGUAUCAUGGAUCUCAAGUGCCCGCAAUGAUGCACUGGAAGCAGUGGACGAUAAAUUCGGCUCUGGUUCUUCAGAGACUACAAGAGGGUCUGUAGUGUAGACGGCGGAGAACCCAGGCAGGAGGAAAAGUAUAGAACAGGAUGGGAUCAGGACGGGGUAGUAUGAUGGAAAGCGGCAGGAGAGUAGUCGUGACACUGUUUUUUAUGCUGGCGAUGCUGGGAUCGUUGAUGGUUUCUUCCGGGCCGCUUUUCGUUUCAGUCACGGAUAUCACUGUGCUCCUGCUCUCCGCCAUGCUCGGCUGCUCAUCGUGCUUAUUCUCCCUGUCGGAGUGGAGGGCUUACAGCUUUCGAUCUUCGGUGAUUGAUAUCCCUCUCUUGUCGCUCAUCCGAUCGGUCAUCAUAAUUUGUGCGUACAGCCUGUGCAGCAGCCCGAGCUCCUACAGGCCGUAUUUUGGAAUCACGGUUAUUUGCGGUGUAUCUACGGCCAUCUUCUUAACAGCAAAAGCUGCUUUGUUUAGUUUUGGGGUGCCUCCAACCGUGCUCGAGGAAGUGCAGCACAUGCGGAAUUCAUGGGCCUUGCCUUUUUUAUUCUUGUCCUCGAUGGCAUUUGGUCUUGCUCAUAUUAUUAUGGCACACCGAGCGCGGUAUCAAGCAAGUCGCAAGUUGCUGUUUCGAUGGGAAGACGAGGAAGCUGCUACUGUAGACAAGAAGCAUCUCAAGUCCCUGAAGAAGCUUUCAAAGAUGUCUCAGCUACUGGACGGGAAGUAUCACAAAAGACGCGGAAGUGAUUUACCAGCAAGCUCAUUAGCCGAUGCGGACAGCCUCUUUAUGGAUUGCAACAACGUCCUUGUUCAUUACAAGCUGGUCGAAGGACAUGGCAACUAUCAACGCAGGGGACCCCGAGAGCAUGACGCUUCACCGAAGGACGUCGGCUCAACCGGAAGGUAUCCGGUUGAGCAAGUUUUAAGCGGCUGCGACAACAUACUUGGUGGCGGCUCUGCCGAAAGUGGCAAUGGAAAGAAUGGAGUGAUCUUGAUCCACGGUUUCGGCGGAGGUGUUUUCUCGUGGAGACAUGUGAUGAACCCGCUCGCCAGACAAACGCGUUCCACUGUCGUUGCAUUUGAUAGACCAGGAUGGGGGUUGACUUCGCGGCCGAGCAGGAGUGAAUGGCAGCAGAAACGUAUCCCAAAUCCUUACGAACUCAAGUCCCAGGUGGACUUGCUGUUCUCGUUUUGUGACAGACUCCUCCUCCGUUCCGUUGUGCUUGUUGGCCACGACGAUGGAGGCCUUCUCGCUCUCAUGGCAGCUGCCAAGGCGUCCAAGACGAACAAGGUUGCCGUUAAAGGAGUUGUGCUCGUUGGUGUGAGCCUUUCCAGAGAGGUCGUACCGUCGUUUACACGAAUCCUUCUUCACACGUCUCUUGGACGGCAAAUGCUGAGACCACUGCUGCGCUCGGAGAUCGGACAUGUCACCAAUCGACGUGCGUGGCAUGACGCGUCUAAGCUUACCGCGGACGUUCUCGAGCUUUACAAGGCACCUUUACGUGUCGAAGGCUGGGAUCAAGCACUCGCAGAAGUAACACGAUCGUCCGUUGCCUGCACCGCGAGAGCUGCCGCCGAGUUGCUUCAAACAGUCGAAGAUUUGCCAGCGCUUUUGGUGGCAGGAUUGCACGACAUGCUGGUUCCGUUAAAGGCUGCGCAGUCGCUUGCUACAAAGCUCCCUCAAUCCAAAUUCAUUACUAUACCAGGCUGCGGCCAUCUUCCACCCGAGGAGUGCCCCGGGGCAUUGCUCGCAGCCAUGCUCCCAUUCAUACUUAGUAUUUUUGACGCCAAGGAUCCACUCUAGCCCAUCGCCAGAAACUCCAGCAAGUGUACAUAAAGAACACUGUCCGCUAGGAAUGAAGCCUCGAGGAUCUGUACACUAGACGCACACACUACUAUCAGCCAUCGUAGAGAAAAACGGGGAGAGAGAGCCGUAGAGAAAGAGCUUUCAAUCUCAAGAAGGGAGUGAAGGCCUUCCUGGCAAAGAAAGAGGUUUUGUAAAUAUAAAGCUUUUAUCUUUGUUGUCAGAA
This is a messenger RNA of Selaginella moellendorffii, 2584 nucleotides long. RefSeq lists its product as uncharacterized. Lineage: Eukaryota; Viridiplantae; Streptophyta; Lycopodiopsida; Selaginellales; Selaginellaceae. The coding region runs from base 655 to 2358 and encodes 567 amino acids. The record is from RefSeq and is a predicted model, not a curated record. The transcript has 7 exons.